Messenger RNA from Mesorhabditis spiculigera, 2403 nucleotides. NCBI's taxonomy places the organism in Eukaryota, Metazoa, Nematoda, Chromadorea, Rhabditida, Rhabditidae. The record is from the annotation of a GenBank genome assembly.
AUGACGCCCAACCUGAACAACCCCGAAACAUGGGCGGAUUACAUCGAAGCGGCACAGAGAUGCCGACACGCGUGGGUACUCGGGCCGACUCUCUUCGAACAUGUCUAUGUCAACCCUUCGGACGCUGACCGCAUCAUCACACUUUCCACUAUUCUGUACCGCACUCAAAGCGAAUGGUACGCAGACUUUUCCGCAUUUUACCAGGAAAUAAAGACAAUGUGGGAGACGUUCUUUGCUAUCGUUCCGGAAAACUGCUUGGUCUUUAGCUUGGGAGUCAAACUCCAACACCGGAUGCACUUACGGCUCAAAGGGUUGCUGAAGUACUCGCUACCAAAGGAAAUUAAGGAAGAGCUAACAAGCGAUAAUGAGCCCACAGACGAGCAGCCGAACUCGCCCACCGUCCCGAAGUAUCGCAAAAUUUCCGGGCUCAAGUUUAAGUACUCGCUACCAAAGGAGAUUAAGGAAGAGCCAAAAAGCGAUGACGAGCCCACAGACGAGCAGCCGUUGAAGGUUCCGGUUAUCGAAGACAUUGUAAUGGCAUGGGAUGCGAAUGGAAAAGUAGAGCUUGCGCUAGAGGACACCUUGACCACCGCUAAACUCAACCGUGGCGGUACGGUACAUCUGGGAAUUCUCAGGCGCGCCAUCGUCAAAGCCUUGAGCACGGACCCGGUGACUAUUCCCAAUCACUAUGUAUCGAGGACCUCCUUCCUUGAUCACAUCAGCACCGAGGUCGAAGGGGCCGGAGAUGCUGAAUUUCUCGCCUAUCUGAUGGAGUUUUCCGAACGGAUUGGAAAGGAACCUGGACUAACCAAGCCAAUCGAUCCGGAGACCCUCGCGUCGCUGCAGGAAAAAAUCCACGAAGGUCCAUACGAGAUCCGCCUCCGCAUCUUCAGGCUGAUCCAACACCGUGAAGGCAGUGCUUCCCAUGAGAAUAAGCUCCCCGAAUUCAAGGACCUGAAGGCCGAGACGGUGCAUGCAAUUCGGGAAUAUUUGACCACUGCGAAGUCCAUUGGGUACUUUGGAAAUGUCUGCCCAUCCGAUGUGCUUUUCAUUAUCGAUGCUACCCAUUCUGUAAAAGAUAAAUGGCAAGGGCAUCUUGAUUUUAUUGCUAGGGUCGCUUCGAAGCUGGUGGUAUCACCUGAGGAUGACCGCGUAGCCGCUAUUGUCUAUUCCUCAAAAAAGAAACAAAAGACCAAAAUUAGCUUCGACGAUUUUAUGAACGCCGAAGACUUGAUGAAGGCUAUUAAAAAUCUCCCAUUCUUUUCUGGGACGACCGCUACCGGUGCUGCAUUAAAAUAUGCAAUGGCUGAGCUUCAGAAGCGUAGAAUGAACAUGACCACAAACGUUGUUGUAUUAACGGACGGGUUUAGCCAAGAUCCAGUUGACGAGCCAGCCAAAGCAAUGCAGGCACUCCCAAAUAUUCGUAUGUUCGGCAUGACGGUCCAAGAACCAUAUAAUCAUGGUGAACUCGGCGUUCUUGCUGGUGACCCGGAAAGAGUAUUAAAAGGUGUCGAAUCUGGAGACGAUCUCGUUCGACUCAUCAGGAGUUGUGCUCAAGGAAUGACCCCAGCUCCGGCUAGACCGACGACCACUACUCCUUCCUCAAACCAACUACUAUCAAACAAAAUUACGAACCGGAAGAAAGAAAUCACAAAAGAAUUGGCAGAAGAAAAUCUUCUGACUAGUCAGAUUUUUGAGAAAAAUGGAACAGAUAGUACGGAAAAAGCUCAGUUGACUGGGGAGGAGCCAGUGGUGGAGAGUUCUGGAGAAGAUAGAGGGAACAAUAUCAACACGAAAUUCAACCCGGCCAUUAAACCUGUGACUCCAUCGAAUAAUGCACGCGAUGGACUGAAAGGCUGCCUCUACGAUAUUGUCGUAAUGUUAGAUGCUUCUGGGUCUCUAAGCCAACGUUUUGCCAAAGAAUUGAACCUCACGACGAGACUAAUCGAUAAGCUAGUGCUCGGACCAAAGAAUGCCCAGGUGUCGGUGUUGAAAUAUGCAGGCCCUAAUCACUUGAAAGUCCUUUUUGGAUUACAAGAUUUCCAAGAAAAGCGCAAAAUGAUGAAGAAAGUUUCCACUACACAAUUCAUCUCUGGAACUACAAGAACCAACGAAGCAUUAAUGAAGGCUGCUGACCAGUUCAAGGCUCCUGGCGGUCGACCGGGUGUCGCACAUCAAAUCGCUAUCAUAUUUACUGACGGCUUCAGUCAGGAUGACGUUACUCAAGGCGCCAAAAUGAUGAGGCGACAAGGAGUCACCGUUUUUGCAAUUGGAUAUCCCAUCAAAGGAGCUGAACUUGAGGUCAUCACCGGGACUCGAGAACGCGUAUACACCGACGCUACCAUCGAUCAAUUUGAGGAAGACUUCAAUCGACUGACCGCCGAUUGUUCUCCCUUAAAAAGC